AUGGCUCCCAAGGCCGAUGCGGGUAACCAGGAGGAGUCCAAUGCCACGAGCGGCAGCGGCCCCCUUUCGGUCCUCAGUCCUCGUGAGCAGACCAUAAUGCUGCAGGCUUUGCUGUCCGAUUCCAACUUUCCGGCUGGUAUUCAGGUCGACUAUGUCAAGGUCGCCAACCGCAUGAACCUGAAGAACCCGCGCUCUGUUUCCAACGCCUGGAGCAUCAUCAAGAACAAGAUUGCUGCGUAUGACAAGAAGUUCCGUGAGGACCACAACCUGCCCUCGGCCGAGCAGGAGGCCGCAGCCACCGCGGCUGAGAAUCCGGAGGACGACGAUAACCCCUCCCCCAAGAAGCGGGCUCGCACCAACAAGAGUUCCAAGUCGGCUGCGGGUGGUUCCAAGCGCGGCGCCCGUGCCAAGAAGGAUGCGGCCUCUGCCAUGCCUGACAACUCUGGUCUCGGCGCCGCAGCCGGCAGCUCUGAGGCCACCGGUCGAGCCGACGAGACCGAAGAAGAUGAGGAGAAGAAGGACCAGGACAAGUACCUGGCGGGCGAGAUUUGA
Thermothelomyces thermophilus ATCC 42464 is the source of this 552-nucleotide messenger RNA. RefSeq lists its product as uncharacterized. The transcript has 2 exons. The record is from RefSeq and is a predicted model, not a curated record. The coding region runs from base 1 to 552 and encodes 183 amino acids. Lineage: Eukaryota; Fungi; Ascomycota; Sordariomycetes; Sordariales; Chaetomiaceae.